This is a messenger RNA of Corticium candelabrum, 3757 nucleotides long. Its product is annotated as transient-receptor-potential-like protein. The transcript is spliced from 9 exons. Gene Ontology annotation, molecular function: store-operated calcium channel activity; inositol 1,4,5 trisphosphate binding; protein binding. Gene Ontology annotation, biological process: regulation of cytosolic calcium ion concentration; calcium ion transmembrane transport. Gene Ontology annotation, cellular component: plasma membrane; cation channel complex. The coding region runs from base 158 to 3376 and encodes 1072 amino acids. The record is from RefSeq and is a predicted model, not a curated record. NCBI's taxonomy places the organism in Eukaryota, Metazoa, Porifera, Homoscleromorpha, Homosclerophorida, Plakinidae.
UACCAUUUCGAGCAAUAAAUAUUGUGGAACGCGGGCGAUAACCUAUACAUCUCAUUACAUCAAGCCUGAAUAUACAACGGGGUGACCAUACCAUGCUACGUCACUUAUCCAGGUAGUGUUCUGUGGUCUGGACGGAGAAAGCAAGUAUCUACUUGUCAUGUCCGACACGGUCCAACAAUUUGCUGUCUGUGUUUACUAUCUGUUUGUUAGUGUGCUGUCUGUAUUUCAGGUUGAUGACGGUCUACAGGGUCCCAAUUGCCAAGAUGCCACUGGAAAGACUCCACUGCAUCGUCUCCUACUCUCAGCUGAAAAUGCGCAAGUCAGCAAUGCCAUAGUCGAAUCAAUGCACAUUUUACUGAAUGGAGGCGCAUCUGUCAAUAUUAAAGACAACAUGGGACAGACAGUUGUUCAUCUUGCUGCGAUAGAAAACAUGCCAUUCCACAUCCUCUUUCCUCUCUUCCAAAAGUGCAGCAUUCAUGAAUUGUCUGUCACUGCAGUUCAUGAUUUGAUGUCAACUGCUUGUCUAAAUGUUGAUAUGCUUGUUGCUCUCUGCCAGUCUGAUGUUAAUUUGCUGUCACUUGGAAAGACUAACCUUACAGCAAUUCAUCAAAUGAUUACGAAACAUCGACCAACCAAUGCUCUUCUCAUUCAAACUUUGGCAAGUGAACGAUCAAGUGAAUUCAACAGAAUCAAGGACGAUCUCCUCUUGUAUACAUGUAUGCAUGGAGACAAAGAAACAUUGCAAGCAUUGGUGCAGCUUGGUGCCUCAACUACUGGCAUAGAUACGGUCUUUGAGUUACCAGCUGUACUACUUGCUGCUAGCAGUCCUGCUGAUAAGGAAGCAGUUGAGAAAGUAAAAAUACUGUUAGCUAAUGGAGCCAACAUACACGUCACUAGUAGCAAUGGUCAAAAUCUGUGCCACAUAGCAGCACUCAUGCGUAACGCCAAUCUUGUAGAGCUUGCCAUUGCUGCAAGAGUUGAUCAUACAUAUCAUGAUAAAGAGGGAAGCACUCCACUCCACUAUGCUUGCUCUAUUCCAGGAAAUGGUACUGUCAUCUCUCUCUUGAUUGAAGCUGGACUCGGUGUUCAUGAGCCAAAUUCAGAUGGUUUCACACCUCUAAAUCUCAGCAUCAGAUCCAAAGAUGUCAACAACAUCAUACCACUAAUAAAAGUUUUGGUUGAUUUUGAAAGGUCUAGACUGACGGAUUGCCUGUUUCAAGAUUUACAGAUGUUGGCUCAACCAGAAGUUAUAGCGGCCUCACACAAGCCUGUCGAAUAUGCUCUUAUUUUGAGUUCAUUUUAUGAGCGUAUGGCAAGAGUACAACCCAGGUUAAAGACAAGCUUCAUGGCAUUGUCUGUACAACUGGAAGAGGCAGCAAUUGAUAUGGUCGAGGGGCAAGAAUCAUCACAGCUUCAGGCACUCGCAGUACAUGCAGAUGUUGUUGAAAUGGCAAUAUUGACCGGGCGAAAGAAGUUUAUUGCAACCGAUGCUGUACAGCACGAGCUUCUUCAAGUAUGGCAGGAAUACAUUAAUCCUUUCGUGGCUUUCAUCGUGUUUCUAUUGCAAACUAUUGCCCGUCCAUUUGUCAUCUCUGUUCUUUGGCCUCUAAUCAUCUUCAAUAUUAGAGUGUGGGGUCACUCUCUGUCCUGGGAUAUCAUCAGGCCUCAUGCUGCUCCAAUGACUCGAUAUCGAGUCGAAGCUUUUGCUUAUGUGGUCUUUGUCAUUUUGCUGCUCCAACAAACAGCUGCGUUAGAGUUCUCAAAGGAUGGGAUGACUGAUUGGGCAUGGAUCACUCUCGUGUAUGUACUGGCUCUGCUCCAUAAUGAAGUGGUAUCAAUAGUCAGAGAAGGAUUCCGUUUCUACUUUACUCGAAAUGGUCACAAGAGGAGCUGUUUUACCAUCGUCAUGUUUGUUUUAUUCUAUGGUGUGAGACUUGCUAUUGUGUGGGAUAUUGUAGAGUCAACAAGUACUAUUUACAGACUGUCCAGUUACCUUAUGGCUGGGGCGUUAAUUCUGGCCUGCACUCAACUACUCCGAUACCUCAGGGUUCAUCCACUCAUUGGUCCGAUACAGAAAUCUUUCAGAAAAGUUCAGAAAAGUUUGGUUUUCUUCAUUAUCAUUCUCUUUCUCUAUUUACUUGCAUUUGCAAGCGGGUUGGUCACUGUUUAUGGAGCAACAACCUUGAAGUACAAUGAAACUCAAAGACAGAGAUAUGAAGAAAACUGUCCUUCUAAAGCAUUUGGAAGUUUGCCAUCUUCACUACUAACACUGUUUUUGUCUUUGUUUGGAUUGAUUGACUACGAUGCUCUUGAUAAUUGCUCACAUCUCGAGGAGAUAUUUGGCAAAAUACUGUUUGGGUUAUGGAUUAUACAGGCCUUGAUCAUUCUUCUCAACAUGCUGAUUGCUCUUGUUACCAAUAAGUUUGACGAAGUUCAGAACAAUGCUGAUAUUGAGUGGAAAUUUUCAUUCGGUGCAACUGUUAUUGAUGUCCGAAAGUGCCAGCGGUAUCCAAUACCGUUCAAUCUCCUUCACAUUCACAUUGAUGUUCUAGAAUGGCUGUUUAAUAAAGAUAACUUUAUGAAGAGACGUUUUGCUCUGCUAUCAAUAUCUAACUUAAUACGAUCCAAGUCUGGCAGAAGAAAUGUUGGUACCUUGCAAAUAGACGUUUUCAGAAAAGCUGAAGAAAGGAAAACUUAUGAAAAGGCAGCAACCAAAGGAGAUGUGGCAGAUAUCAAUAAACGCCUCAUUCAUAUAGAGACAUCAUUGUCAUCAGUCUGCACAUCUCUCAAUAUCCAAUCCAAAUCAGAAUCCACCAUGUCUACACUUGAUGAGCUGAGACGUGACAGUUGGGGCUCAUAUAGACAGCGUCUCAACACACUGGCUAACAGCAGUGAAUGGAUUGAAGACAUGGCAACGAGAGUACCAAAUAGUAGAGAUCAGUUCAGGAAAACUCUCAUACACAAAAUAUUGAAAAAGACUGAAUCUACCACCACCACCACCACUACCCACACCAAUCCAAAGUCCCCAGCUCCAUUGCAACCAUCUUCACUGCAGCCCAUUGCUGAAUCAAUACAAAAGACCGAAUCUGACACUAACACCACUACCUACACCAAUGCAAAGUCCCCAGUUGCAGUGCAACGAUCUCCACUGCAGCCCAUUGCUCAACAAUCAAGAGAUGGCACUGCAGUUGCAGAAUCUAAUGCUCUCACACAAGCAUUGAUCUCCUUGCAACGCUCUGUGCAACGGCAAGAGAGCACAUUGCUCCAGAUCGAGGCACGAUUGGCUAACUUGGAAAAUCAAGAAAGACACAGAGAGGGAAGAUACGCCAAACCAGCAACAUCAUUGCAGGCUUUGAUCGAAGAAGAUGCAUUCUAAUCAGCCUGUUGUCAAGGCAACUCGAGAGAAAUGAGGCAACAUUAUAAAUAUUACGAGUGUAUAAUUAGGGAUGUGUCAUACUAUAACCGAUCCCUGAAGCCUGAAAUUUGACUAGAUUGAUAGAAAUUGUAUUCAAAAAUAGGUAACUGUCUAUAAAUCAGUCAACAAUAUACAUAAUUGUGGCUGCCACAUCUGUAUAACUUCAUCUAUUGUGCUGUACUAGUUUGUUCUCUAGAGUAAUCUACUUGCUACUUAUCGCUUACGCUAACAGUAGUGCACAUUGCCAUGUCAUAAAAAAUGGAGUUAGCAUGCACUAACGGUAUUACAGAAUGCAGAAAUGUUGUGAUAGCUAAACCGUUUUUUGUUCGAAAUACAAAUUUA